ACUGAGCCGGAGAAUUGACAUCGCGGAGCAGUACUGCAAUAUCCAUCGAUUCGCGACCGAAGAUUAUCCAUCUGCAUUCUCGCAAGACUGGUGCCACCUGUACAUAUUAAUCCAUAACAACUUUGUCAUUAAAGCAAUCAUGUCCAUGGGAAGUGACUUUGGGAACCCUUUACGGAAAUUCAAACUUGUUUUUUUAGGGGAGCAAAGCGUUGGGAAGACAUCGCUGAUAACAAGGUUCAUGUAUGACAGUUUUGACAACACUUAUCAGGCAACUAUUGGCAUUGACUUUUUAUCAAAAACCAUGUAUCUGGAGGACCGAACUGUGAGGUUACAGCUAUGGGACACUGCAGGGCAGGAGCGUUUUAGGAGUCUUAUCCCGAGCUACAUUAGAGACUCCACAGUGGCUGUGGUGGUGUAUGAUAUCACAAAUAUCAAUUCAUUCCAGCUAACCUCUAAAUGGAUUGAUGAUGUCAGAACAGAGAGGGGAAGUGAUGUCAUUAUCAUGCUGGUGGGCAAUAAAACAGAUCUAGAGGAAAAGAGGCAAAUCACUAUAGAGGAGGGGGAGCAGCGGGCCAAAGAGUUGAAUGUGAUGUUUAUCGAGACUAGUGCAAAGACCGGCAGUAAUGUUAAACAGUUGUUUCGGCGAGUGGCCGCUGCUUUGCCUGGUAUGGAGAGCUUGGAUGAUAAUAACAAAGAAGGAAUGAUUGACAUUAAGCUGGACAAACAGCCGGAUCCUCCGGCCACUGAAAGCGGCUGCUCCUGUUAGUAGAAAGUGGUUUGGACCUUCAUUAACACCACACGCUUGUUCUGUUGCUUCCUAUGGGUCCACGUCCAGUUGAACUUUAUGAUCGGAUAUAGGCUUUUUACAUCUCUCUGAAUGGGUCUAAAAUUAUACUCCUCAGUUGCAAGAACAAAAAAAAAGUCAACACUGUCUGUUCAAUUGCCAAAAUAAUAUCAUAAGUAAAUCAAAGUGACUAGCUUACAGAUUCAUAUAAGACGGGAAGUGGCAUGUGUACCAUCUUCGGCCAAAAAAAAAAAAAAA
Molecule: messenger RNA, 1042 nt
Organism: Danio rerio (zebrafish)
Lineage: Eukaryota; Metazoa; Chordata; Actinopteri; Cypriniformes; Danionidae
Gene: rab6bb
Product: RAB6B, member RAS oncogene family b
Cellular component (GO): cytosol; cytoplasm
Molecular function (GO): GTPase activity; GTP binding
Source: RefSeq, marked provisional